This is a messenger RNA of Euleptes europaea (tarantolino), 493 nucleotides long. RefSeq names its product solute carrier family 31 member 2 (gene SLC31A2). The record is from RefSeq and is a predicted model, not a curated record. Gene Ontology annotation, molecular function: copper ion transmembrane transporter activity. Gene Ontology annotation, cellular component: membrane. The transcript is spliced from 4 exons. NCBI's taxonomy places the organism in Eukaryota, Metazoa, Chordata, Lepidosauria, Squamata, Sphaerodactylidae. The coding region runs from base 59 to 493 and encodes 144 amino acids. Gene Ontology annotation, biological process: copper ion transmembrane transport.
UGGAGCGCGCGGCUGGGCGGCUGCGUUUGUCGCGCCUCGGAGGGGGAAAGAAGUCAAGAUGAUGCCAAUGUAUUUCUUCUUCUCUGACAAAGUGGUUCUUCUGUUUGACUUUUGGAAUGUCCAGAGCCCUGCAGGAAUGGUCCUUUCGGUGCUGGUGAUCAUGCUGUUGGCGGUGUUGUACGAAGCCAUCAAAGUGGGCAGGGCCAAGCUGCUUCAGCGCACGAUGCCAACCAUGGCCCCCAGCCUCAGCCAGGAGACCUUAGAAGAGCCCGAGAGGACAUCCAUGAACAUAGGCAUGGAACAGCUAGCCAGCACCCCCAAAAAGAUAUUCAUGUGGCACAGUACCCAGACCCUGCUCCACGUAGUCCAAGUGGUCCUCGGUUACCUGGUGAUGCUGGCUGUGAUGUCUUACAACACGUGGAUCUUCUUGGGUGUGAUUGCGGGUUCAGCCAUCGGAUACUACUUUGCCUACCCGCUCCUCAACACCAGAUAG